This is a messenger RNA of Tachysurus vachellii, 815 nucleotides long. Its product is annotated as cytohesin-interacting protein. NCBI's taxonomy places the organism in Eukaryota, Metazoa, Chordata, Actinopteri, Siluriformes, Bagridae. Bases 10 to 669 code for a protein of 219 amino acids. Gene Ontology annotation, molecular function: protein binding. The transcript is spliced from 8 exons. The record is from RefSeq and is a predicted model, not a curated record.
UCAAAGCAGAUGCAUGACAGACUGACAGACAGAAGCAGAGAGAGAAAGAGAGAGAGAGAAAGAAAGACAAUGACAACAAGCUCUGUGAUGUUCAUCAAAAGACUGUUGAGGAAAAGCAGUCAAGCUUCACGUGUGUCCAGAGACGGACGAGCACGAGGACAUACGCCCAAGAUGACAGAAAUCCAACACACGUCACACGACCCCGAAAGGAGAACUGUGUCGAUAUCCAAGCAGGAUGACACGGCGUUUGGGUUUAACAUGAGGACCUAUGAGAGUAACACUACAGACUCUGAGAUGUUAACGUGUGUGUGUUCAGUGAAGGAGAGCAGUGCUGCACAGAGCGCUGGAUUACAGACAGGUGAUGUCAUCAUCAGCGUCAACAGCAUUUGUGUGAAAGGUUUCGAACAUCAGCAAAUAGUCGACCUCAUUCGGAAGGACUCCUGCUUCCUGAAGAUGGAGAUUGUGAGGGGAACCUCAGUAAAACGAAAGGAACUACAAAAGAAGUUGGAUCAACUACAGUGGCAGCUCAGAGAGAAGAAGGCAGAGCUGCAGAUGAUUAUCAUGCAGGAAAAGCGUCUAAUAGGAGAUGAGCUCCAACACACACAGCCUCAGUCCUGCAUCGUAAUGGUGGAACUGACGCUUCACUCCUCUGGUCUUCUUCAGACCUAGAACUCUAAGAGGACGUUGUGUCUGUGAAACAUGUGGCCCAGAGACUCUCUCUCUCUCUCUCUCUCUCUCUCUCUCUCUCUCUCUCUCUCUCUCUCUCUCUCUCUCUCUCUCUCUCUCUCUCUCUCUCUCUCUCUCUCUCUCUCUCU